GUAUUCUGAUUUAGAGUCCUACGGUUAUAGUAAAUCUCUAUUAGCAUGAUUAGGAAGGUCCGAAUAUAUUGACAACAUUUGGUAUCUUUUAAGGAUGAAAAUCAGUUCAUAUGGAUUUGGUAGUAAGCUUUGCAGUCUAUAAAUGAUGAUGUUAUUAAUGCGCAUAUCAUUUCUACUGUCUUUUACGUCAGCCACAGACUGGAACAAGUUUGCAAAAGACAGCCUCAAAUCAGCAAUAAAACCUGAUGUCAACACCAAUGUUGCCAAAAACAUCAUUCUGUUUAUCGGAGACGGUAUGGGUAUGUCUACCAUAACUGCUUCUAGAAUAUACAAAGGCCAAAAACAAGGACGACCAGGGGAAGAAACAGUCUUAAAAUUUGAAGAAUUUCCACAUGUUGCGUUGUCAAAGGUUUAUGGUGUUGAUCGACAGGUACCAGAUUCUGCACAGACAGCUACAGCUUUGAUGGGUGGGGUUAAGACAAACGUUAAAGUUAUUGGAUAUACUGAAGAUGUUAAAACUGACAACUGUUCUACGGAAUCUAUAACUAAAAGGGUGUAUUCUAUUUUAGAUCACUUCCAAAAUGCAGGAAGAGGAACAGGAGUAGUGACAACAACCAGACUGACUCAUGCUACACCUGCAGCUGCCUACGCCCACUCAGCACAGAGAUAUUGGGAGAAUGAUAAAGACUUGAUUAACGCAGGAGUGACUGGUGGUUGUACCGACAUUGCUUAUCAACUUGUCAAUGAUAAUUAUGAUAUACAGGUAGCAAUGGGAGGUGGAAGACGAAAUUUUCUGCCAAACACAACUACAGAUCCAGAGUAUGGGAAAAUGGGAAAACGACAGGAUGGACUUGAUCUUACUAUGAGAUGGAAAGAAUUGCAAUUGGCAAGAGGUCGAAGUCACCAAUACGUGUGGAACAAUCAACAAUUUGAUAGCAUAAACCCAAUGACUACUGAUUAUGUACUUGGUUUGUUCGAAAAUUCUCACAUGCAGUAUGAGGUAGAUCGUAAUACAAGUUCAAAUGGGGAACCAAGUAUAGCUGAAAUGACGGAAAAAGCUAUAAAUAUACUAAAAAGAAACAAAAAUGGAUUUUUCUUAAUGGUUGAGGGUGGUCGAAUCGAUCACGCACAUCAUGACACAAAAGGAGCUUUAGCACUAGAGGAAACCUUAGCUUUUGAGGAGGCUAUAUCUACAGCUUUAGAAAUGACUGACAAGAGAGAGACAUUAAUUAUCGUAACAGCUGACCAUUCACAUGUCUUCUCCAUUGGUGGAUACACGAACAGAGGCAAUGAUAUUCUAGGACUAGUGGAACCAUUUGACGCCGAACCUUCUAUUGACGGAAUGCCGUAUACGACUUUAUCAUACGGCAAUGGCCCAGGAACAAAUUUUACAGCAGGGCGACAAAAUCUAAGCGGUAUCGACACAAGAUCGUUUGAUUAUAUUCAACAAAGUGCUGUACCAUUACAAUUCGAAACUCACAGUGGAGAAGAUGUUCCAAUAUUUGCUUCCGGUCCUGUUUCGUACUUAAUUCAUGGCGUUCAAGAACAACAUUAUGUGGCUCACGUUAUGCAGUAUGCUGCUUGCGUAGGCGAUUAUGCUAAUGACUGUGAUAGACAAAUUGAAACUGUUCAAACUUGUGCCGCUUUUCAUAUAUCUUACAAAAGUAGUAUUUUCCUUAUAUCUUUUCUGAUUUAUUCAUUUUUUUCGUGAUUGUUGAAAGGCUGUAAUAUAUGACGGUUAAUAAGAUAUGAGAAAAUCGGCACGGUAUGGGUUUUUUCCCCGUCGAAAUGCAUUGUCAUUAUUUGUUAUUAACAGAUGCUCAAGUUUUCAUUAGUUGCCAAAAUAUUUUAGUUAAUAUAUUCACGCUGGAAAAUAUUCACUUUUACUUGUCUUUAAAAUAUUCGGCUUCGCUUCGGACGCAUGAAAUUUAUAAAGUGUUGUUUUCAUUUUUGUAUUUGUAUGCUUUAAAGAAUUAUCAUGGUAAAUAACCACAACGAUUUCAAUAACGAAUAAGUUAAUUAGUUCGACAAUAUCAUAGACUAUUUAAUCGACCAUAUUUAUGUAUUUUGGUAAACUGAUAUUCCAAAUCGAUAGACCAAUGGGUACUCAUUGUCCACUGUAAGCCGUCGAUUAUUUUCUGUAAUGAAUGGAAGCAGAAUUUACAUCAAUCCAUAUAACAUACAGGUAGAGAAGCUUUAAAAUUAUUUUCAAAGAUUCAUGAAAACCGUAUAUCACUGUUGUUAUUAAAAUUGUUAAUACAUGAAAUUGUUGACUGUC
Mytilus californianus (California mussel) is the source of this 2278-nucleotide messenger RNA. Its product is annotated as alkaline phosphatase-like. Gene Ontology annotation, biological process: dephosphorylation. The coding region runs from base 143 to 1711 and encodes 522 amino acids. Gene Ontology annotation, molecular function: alkaline phosphatase activity. The record is from RefSeq and is a predicted model, not a curated record. The transcript has 10 exons. NCBI's taxonomy places the organism in Eukaryota, Metazoa, Mollusca, Bivalvia, Mytilida, Mytilidae.